UUUAGGUUUUGUUUUACAAAUAUCGUUUAAAAUAAGUAUUGUAAUGUGAUGUGAAAACAAUUUCCAGAAUACCCAGCCAAGAAGCUUAUUGAGUGUAAUGGUGGCACGAAAGAGCUUUUCUUAAAUAAAGUAUCAAUGAUUCAAGUGUUUAAACGAAAUGAAAAAUCGUUGAGCUGCUCCCAGCUUCUUAAAUUUCUUAUUUUCAAAGCUGUAAAUGAUUAAAAACUUGCUUGAAACAGGGUUUACUUGAGGUAAACCCAAUUUUUAACCCAUAAGCUUUUGCAAGGUUCUAGUUAUUUAUCAAUACAAUUUUACCCAAAUUGCCCUAAAUGGGCUAAUUUUUAUUGCAACAUAACGUUCGGAAGUUUAUGUGAAGUGUAUAUAAUAACUGCGUUAUGGUUGAACUUCGAAAACUUCAUGCUAAUGAUCAUGGAUCUGCUUCAGUAAUAAAGAAGUUAAUCAAGAUUAUUUUAUGAUGGAUAUUUUAUUAGCAAGAUUGUCCUGGAUAUUUUUAAACAUGUGCAUUGUAUAUAAAAGUCGUGGAUUUGGAAGAAGUAAUCGAAUUUGAUUAAUUUGACGUCCACAGAAUGUGUGCUUGGUGCAAGGAUUCGCUCUUAAUUGAUGCCAGGAGAUCGUAGUUGUCAAGUCGAAUUGAUGCCCGGAGAAUUUUUUUCAAGUCAAACAUCAGUGAAGUGAAGCAAUCGUAAAAUAAACAUCGACUAACGAACAAGUCGCCGUGGACAUCGUGGCGGAUACGCGAAAAAUUGCCCCGUAAAGGGUUCAUAAAAAGCUACGAGUAUGCCUCUUAAGUUUAUGCGCCGUUUGCCGGGGUCUGGCGACAACCGCCGGCACAAAGAUGAUCCGGACUAUGAAGAAGUUGGCCCCGUCACUAUACACCUCAAGCACACGCCAGACGGGCGGGGCGACGGCAAGCACUGCGAGGUGUGCGGGUCGGCACAAGCGGCCGUGCGGUGCGACAACUGCUCGGGGCAGGUCUUCUGCUGCGCCUGCGACGAGGUCUUCCACCGACACCCGCGCCGCACGCAGCACCACAGGAAGGCAAUGGAGGGCGUAAGGCCCCCGCUGCCCCCCAAAGUAUUGGAGGGGGGCAGGGAGGUCCCCCCACCCCAGCCCCCUCCCCGCCGCAACAAGAGGAGCUUCCUCGGGGGCGGCGGUCUGAGGAAAGAUCAGCAACUCUCGACCAGCCUUGCGUCCCUACGGCAAGACUCCAUAGAGCGAUCACCUUUAACCAAGCCCCCUGCACCUCCACCACCAGUCCGGCGUACAGAGUUGCUCUACUCGCAGGCGCACAAAAAGUCUACGAGCGGGAGCAGUGAGGGUCCCACAUCCGAGGGAGGAGGACUCAUGGGCAGCCUUAAGCGCUUCAUGGGCAGCCGCCCCCUGCCUGCUCCACCGUUGGGCGGAGUGUCGAAUGGUGGAGGCGAAGUGCACAGCAACCUCAUACGCUCCAUCACUUCACCUGACCUCGCGAACAGCCAAAGCGAGUCGGUGCUGGCCGUGGCGAUCCCGCAGACUGUAGUGGACCUGAACACCGAAGAUGCUAGGCGGGGCCGUGCCCCCCAAUACCCUGCGCUCCCUCGCCCCCCAGCCAGCUCUGCGGGGGGCACUGGGGCUGACUGUGAUAACCAUCCACCUUGUGCUCGACUACUACUAAACCAUUAUAAUUUAUACACAAGAAUGUGGCUCUCCAAAUCUUCAUCGUAUAAGCAAGAGCCGCACGUAAGCGCCCCGCAGAAACUGCCUACAGAAAUGUGGCUUCCAUCCAAUGCGCGUAACCCGGAACCUAUAGAAGAAGCACUAGACGAAGAUGGUGCCUAUUUGCACGAAAAACCUUCAUAUUUAACAACGGCACCCCCUCCAAUAACCAUCACUGGCAACUACCCAAGCGCUGGCUUUCCAUCUCAGUCAUACCACUAUUCUUACUCAGAUGGUGGAUAUUGUUCUGGUGAAGCCAGUGUAGGAUAUCCACCAAUAAUGUAUGAUCUCAGACACGGUUACUCGUCAGCGAUGUAUCCAACAGCGGGAUGCAGCAGGGGAAUACAAAAGUCCGCUUCUUGCUCAUUUGUUCCUUACUCGAGUUCCUAUUACUACUCGUUUUAUAAUUAUACGUCAUACCCUCAAGUUUGUACAGAAGAAUCCGAAGAGCAAAGUGUAGACGUUGCGAAGAACAGUGAAGAAUCCUUGGUCCGCCCUGAAGGUGAAAACGGAUUGCGUUCUCCGGUCCCUUCAAGUUGCAGUUUCGAUGUUUCUGGUCUUCAUCCAACACGAGAGGACGAAGAAAUUGCACUCAAAGGGAGAAAGAAGUAUGGUGAAGAAUCCUUGAAGCCCGACACCUCCUUGCCAGCUGUUAUUCGAAGAAGGAACCGUAACAGGCGCAAACAAAAUGCUCAAUCCAUGAUCGACGUCGGCGCCUCCUGGGACUCUGCUAACCGCCACCGCAGUCAAAGUGUGUCUGAAGAACAAUGGAUGCAGAAUAUGCAGCCGACAACCCACUCUAUGUCCACCACCCACUCCGUGCCCACCACACCUCAAGUUCUACAAGAACAACCCUUCGUCAACCCUCGAAGCAGGUUUAACAGCGCCCAAUCAAUAGCAGGGGGUAAAAUCAACAGCACACCUUCUAGAGGAGGAAGGGGUAUGACCUCUUCAACAUCGGUCUGUGAUCUCAACACCAUGCAACUGCAACAGCAGCAACUGCCCCUGCCCUUCCAACCACAGCAGCACCCUCACCAGCUGGUGCCUCGAAUGGGUAGCAUGCACCCGAGUGGGAGCUUCCAGCAGCUGAAUCUCGUGCCGUACUCCGGAGGGAUGAUCUGGGCACCGCAAUGCGACAUGUGUCACGGUCCCACUCCGAUGUACCCACCGCCAAUACCCACCCAUGGCAUGAAACGCGCCGCCUCUAACUUAUCCAUGAACAUGUCAUCUGCGGGCAGCGAUGUAUCCGGUUAUCCUUGGCAACCACACAUGCACCAUCACAUGCCACAUCCCAUGUAUCCGGGCUACUAUCCACCACCACCACCUCCACCUCCGAACAUAAUGCAAGGAUCCAUGCAAGGGUCCACUAUUUCCAUUCCUGACUCGAUGGCAGUUUUUAGCAAAGUUUCAUCCUCACCGGCAGCAUCAGUUCGGUCUUCAUCACGGCGUUCGCAUAAUUCCAGCAAGUCUCGAUCUUUUAGCCAAGCUGAUUUGAGUCGCCGAACAAGGUCAUCUCACCGGUCUGACAGCGAUCACACUUCGUCCACUUCGCCUUCAGCGGACGACGACAUCAUAAAUAGCUCCAGGCCAGGCUAUCCAGGCAGUGUUCUAGCUUGGCAAUGCGAUCAUUGCACUUUCAUCAACCAAGCUGGUUCAAGGGUGUGUGGUAUGUGUUCCAAAACUCAGGCCGCUAUGGCCCAAGCUCGUAAUCAUUUGAAGAAAGCCACCGAGCGAAGACGAAGUGAGCAUAGACGAUUUAGCAGCCGACGAAAUGAGCAGGACGAAGAAGAUCUGGAACCGUCGGAUUAUGAAAAUGAAGGCAAAAAUAACAGUCAUCAAACACACCACAAUGGAAGGGAGCACCGGCGUGAGAGAAGCUCGAAGCUGUCAACAGCAAGUAGAAGCAGCAGCAAAAAAAAGUUAAGACGACGAGCUGGCAGCUCCGGCUCAGCUAGCGAUGUGGUUGAUGAUCUGGAACCGUCGGAUUAUGAAAAUGAAGGCAAAAAUAACAGUCAUCAAACACACCACAAUGGAAGGGAGCACCGGCGUGAGAGAAGCUCGAAGCUGUCAACAGCAAGUAGAAGCAGCAGCAAAAAAAAGUUAAGACGACGAGCUGGCAGCUCCGGCUCAGCUAGCGAUGUGGUUGAUGAUCUCGAACGUCAACUCAGCGACGUCAAAAUAUCCCAAUCCCGUUCGGCAGAUUUUGAUGGCAUGUCAUCCCGAUACAAAGAAAGAGAACGCGAAAGGGAUCGAGAAAGAGGGUACCGAAGGCGUGAAGGAUUGAGUGGCCGAGUGAAGUCUCGUAGCAAGAUCGCUUCUGAGCGACUGUCUAGAACGCCCGGCCACCCGUCCCCAGACAGUCAGUCAGCUCAGAGUAGCCCCAGGGAACCGAGCCCCGCAGAUGAAGAAGUAUUUGAAAAAGAACAAAUUGGCGAGAAAAAAGAAAGUAAUAACAGUAAUUCGAAUGAUGCGACUCUUGUUGGCCCUGGAAAUUCAGAUAAGACUAUUCUUGCUACCGAGCAGAGAUCACCUGAUGCUGAAAAUCGUGUUCGUAAGUCAAAUCUUAUAUCUAGAGCGUCCACUCCAGGCCCGGUGGUUGAAAUUCAGCACGCAGAAGUUCAGAUUAUUACGUCUAACGAGGCCGUGGAGAUUCUUCGACCCCUGAGCACGAAGCAAUCGGAUCAUCUUGUUGUUCAAAAGCCGAAAGAGAAAUCUCCUUCUCCUUUCCAUCUAGACGUGGAAGAGAUCAGCUUCGCUAAUACAUUGGAUGAUGUAGCCACAAUGGGUACAAAUGAAGUGGCAGAUAUUGACCCUUCAAUGGACGAAAGGCCAUUUAGUGCUCUGCCCCCAAUCGAAGAACCUCAUCCAGAAACACCGUGCGUACAGUAUGCCGAACCGCUGUCGGAUCACGAAGACCUUAAGGAAAUAGCGUUGGUGUCGGAACACGAAAACUUUACAGGCGAGAAAGCAAAUUCAUCAUCAAUCAAAGUGGAAGAUGUGUUUGAAGAAAUCAUUCGAAACGAUUUGAGUGAAGACAUUAGGAAUAAAGAAACUAAUGAGGCUAACGCUGUCACUAGUCCGAUAGAAAAGCUUGAAACUAAAUCUUCAAAUCUGGAAGAAAAUUCUGAAUUUAAUCUUCGUGAAGAACCUUCGUUUGAAAGUGUGACGGCCCCCCACCUACCAAACGAGCAGGAAAUGAACGACCUGAAAGAAAAAGUAGAUGAUGUAUCACAAUAUGUUAGUCGUGACGUUUUGCUGCUGCCGACCAAAACCUCGUCUCCUCAAGAGACACGUCGCCCAACGCGCAGCUACUCAAACGGUUCGACUGACGACGUGCAGCAGCGACCGAGCUCUUCCAUCGGGUCGUCAGCUGGAUUCGGUGGCAUCCCUUACGAUCGUCAGCAUACGCCGCUAAGUUUCUCAUCUUCGGAUGCAGCUUUUUACUCUCCUGAUGACUCCCAAGAUGAAUUUGUUGAUGAUACAGCAAGCAGUCGACCGGAAGACAUCAAUCACAUGUUACAGACCUUAGUCGUUGCUGUGGGCGACGAAGAGCUCGUCACAGCUCUUGAGUCUCUUAAAGCUGCUACUGACCAGCGGCGAGCGUCACGCGAAACAAUCAAAUCUUCAGUCGAUGACUUACCUUUUUCAUCUGAAGAGCCCUUAGAAGAGACGAGCGACGUGAGCGCAGCGUCGCCUUUGGACAAGACGUUACGUCAUUCCGAGGAGGACCAUGAAGAUCAAGACGUCUCCGCAGGAUUCAGGACCAAAUCUCCUGAAGGAGGCUACGUCUCGUCGGACGUCUACGAAGGACUUACCUUUCAAGACGCACUAUCGGGGCACAAUGACGUUCGUCCCCUUCAGAAGUCCGCCUCUGAUCAGAUGCUGCUUAGAGGCGCGAAGAAGCCAGCUGAAGAGCCCAGUCCCAAGGCUCCUCGACGGGCGGUGGGCGACAUCGAGGACCGCUACCUGACUGUGGAGGAACUCAUCACCAAGAGGAAGCAGGAGGCCAUGAAGAAGGAUGGGCUCGAGCUCGUCCAGGUCUUAAGGGAGGCGGAGCGCGCAGGCUACCGGGCAGAGGAGGUGUCAGCGGCGCUGCCGGUGUGCGGGGACAAAGGGCCGCUCGCUUGGCUUAUGGAAAACUGGUGGCACAUGGUGCACACGGUCGUGUCACUUGCUUCUACAUAUGGCAGAGAGAAGAAGGAAAACAACAUCGGGCAGAUCUCAGAAGAAGAGGCCAGAGCCGCGCUCAGGGCGCACAAGGGCAACAUUUGGGCAGCCGUCACAGAGAGUCUCGAGCAACGCCAACACAAGUUUGCUGAGCUGACCGCGAGAGGUAACUUCUCCGCCCAAGACGUGGCGAGCGCCUUGCAAGCCAACGCAGGUGAUCUGGAGGCGGCCUACGCGGAGCUUCUGCGCAUGCGCGGUGAUGCCGCUGCCGUGGACGGCGACAACGAAGAAGAAAAUGACGACGCAGAAAUUGAUGAAGGUCCUUCUGAGAUGUACUCCAAUAUAAGUCAUCAAGACAUACCUCUUGGUGAAUACCAACUUGCUCGUAAUAAGCAUGACGAGGACGCAAGCAUCUACUCGAAUAUCGUCUCAACCGCCAAUUCCGACCUCGUCUCCAAAACUGAAGCCCUGCUACAGGAAAUAGAAAAUGAGGCGCCAUUGCUCUCAAAAGAACUUAAAUUGAAGAUUGUUCGCGCCAUAUUGGACGAGGAACCAGACUUGGAAAAUUCUGAGCGCCAUCAAAUCGACUCAGAAGACGAAUCAACAAUAGAAGAACUUCUGGCCCGGGAACAAAAUCCGACGUUCUACGAGUACUUUACAGCAGUCGAUUUGGACGAAUAUGGCGAAGAGCAACGAACUCCAGAGGAGGAUUCCGGAGACGAUCGCUCCGGCGUUCCGGCGGACGAAGCUUCGGAGCUAUUCUUCGAGACCGCAAAUUCGACGACCACUACUCAGCUAGUGACAGCACCAGACCACGGCGAGGUUGGAGACGCCACGACACUCAGUGCAGAGCAAAUAAACUCUACCCAGACUAUGGCUGCUGAGGAAAUGCUAUACGUCAGGAAAGAAGAUGUGACAGUUCAUUCUAUUGAAACUAUUUCACCACAAAGCAGCUUAAGUGGAUCAAAAUUCCAAGAAGCUGUAGAAAACAAUCACAUGGAAAUCGGAAAGGCUGUAAAUCUUACCGCUGCUGCAUCCUAUUCUCCAAAAUCGUCCCUUGAUAAGAAAAUUGCACCCAAAAUUCCUACUACGUCGCUAGGACCGACUCCUUAUCAGCAGCCGGUCCCUGAAAACUUUAUUCCCAGUGUCGAGUCUGGUCUCAAGGAUAGGUCGUCUCCAGCAGUCACUUACCGGAAGAAGAAACAACCGCCAUCAGAAUUAUCAGAAAAUAAAGGAAACAACGAUAACAAUGGGAAUCAAAUUUUACCUGAAAAAUCAGAAAAUCUAACAAAACAGCCAACGGAAGCGCGAUCGUCCCUGACGUUCGAAACUUCAUCAAGUGAAGAAGACGAGUCGGUGAGUGUAACCACUGGCAGACUCAGUCUAACUCUCAGUCACAGUUCAGGCAAAGAUAGAGCAAUCGACGUUAUGGCAGCCACUGUCGAAAAAGAGGAAGUUACAACUGACUUGAAUUUGAAGUCGAAAUUACCGGCAACUAAAACGGCCACCAAGCUCAAUAUUGCAAACAUCCGGAAAUCAGAUAUACGACACAUUGCGCAACUGGAAGAACGAGAGAACAAUAUGGCUGCUACUCAGGCUGCUGCGAUGAAAUCCACUUCAUAUUCCGCUGGUAAAGGUAAAAUUUCUGUCGGCGAAAAAAAUUAUUCUUCAAUCGCCGAUGGAAGCCGCUCUACUGCCGUUGAUGAUGCCUCUUCAAUACCAGUUGAAGGAGAUCUUCCUUCUUCCGUUAAAGGUGCCGAAAUAUCGCCCAUUAUUGAAGGUACUUCUCCCCUUAUUGAAGAAGGUAUCCAGUCUCACGUUGAGGAAGGCAAUUCUUCUAACAUUGGAGAAAACAACUCGUCUGUCGUUGAAGAACUCCCAUCUUCUCCCAUAGCAGGAGAUUCUUCUUCUCUUACAGCGUCACAGACGAAGCCAGCACCCGUGAAGAAAGCUUCAUCCAUCAUUGGCAAAGCUAUUGCCAAAGCCAUGGCUCGGGAGUCCAGCGUUAGAGAAGCAGUUUACUCCCCCGAGCCCGAAGAGUCGUCCAGAGGUUCGACGCCCGCCUCCACGACGCUGGAGUCGACGAUCGCCUCGUCGUUCCUGGAGUCGGGAGGCUCCACGCCCAUCUCCGUCAGUCCUCGCAGCACUCCGGACCUGCAGGAGGAGGCGACGCGGGCUGCUGCCGCAGGCGAGGUUGACUCAGAAGACGACGACCUUUUGCGAUCACUGGACACCAUACCUGAAGAAGUUUACUCCCCCGAGCCCGAAGAGUCGUCCAGAGGUUCGACGCCCGCCUCCACGAUCAUAGGCGAGGUUGACUCAGAAGACGACGACCUUUUGCGAUCACUGGACACCAUACCUGAAGAAGAGGAGAUGAGCGAACGAACAGAAUCUGGACGCGUUCAGUCGCGGUCAUCAGCCAGAAACUUCAAGCUCCCCUUCAGUGCUACUUCAAUAGUCCGUCUGCUUACGCCUUCGAUUCUAAGAACCAAAGACAAAACCCCUAAACCUCUCCCGAGCCCUGAGCCUUCUCGGAAAGAACCCGCGCUACAUCAGGAGCAAAAAUUCACCAACCAUCACCAGGAUACUACUUACGAAAGUCGAACAUCUGGCGAUAUUGUCAUGCCUGACGGUGAUUCCGAAAGCUAUAAGGAUACCAAAUUGACUGAUAGAAGCGAUGGUAGCGACUCUUCCACUCCUCGAGUGCUUGAAGCUGAAGGAUACGACGAAAGUUCUUCUCUAAUUCAACCGUCAAGUUCGUACAUAAUAGAAGGCUUGGGAUGGACUUCUUCAGAUGGGAUAGAUGGUACGGGGUGCACAUCGUCAAGUGUCUUUGAUAGGGCGUCUGCAGAUGUUGAUGCUAAUAUGUCACCCAACGGAAAAGCCGGUGCUGAACUUCCGCCUGCUGAUGAAGAACCAAAGAAAACUGCAGCUGGUGGAGGAGGUAGACCAGAUGUUAAUGUUUAUUAUAACGACACGGCAAUAAAAGCCAAUACUGAGGCUCAUGCCGAGACCAUCAAAGUGGAUCAGAACGACUACGAGUCUAUGUACUCCAUUAGGAGAGAGCUGGACAGUUUACUCAAAUCCAGCUCUCAAGUUUCAUUAAAAAUUGAAUCUUUAGGGGUGAGAAAAACUGAGCCCGGACCGUUAAAAGACCCGUCAGCAUUUAAGGACCUAAAAAAAUCGUCCCCGAAAGUUCCUUCAUCACCAGCGUCUGUUAAAAAACCAGAAACAACACCUGAAGAACUUAAUUCAGAAGACAGAGAAGCAUCGACAAGCGGAGCACAACUCCUGGCUGAAGAAAAUAUUAACACAGUGAAGCGAUCUCCUAAAAACGCAAAUAAGUCUAAGAAAACCGAAGAAACGUCUCAAAGUAAGAGUCCAAAUGGACCUGAAGAAGUGGAAAAAAUAUCAAUAAGUGUCAGGGAGAGAAAAAUAUACGGCCCGGUUUCUACUAAACCCAAAGUUAUCACAGAUGGUAAAGCAGCUCAAAAUAAGAAAUUGUCAGACACUGUAAAUGAGACUCAGCCUUUAAAUGGAGACCCGUCAAAUUUGACGAGAACAUCUAACAUCAUUCGUUCUCCAAAAGUUUUAGCAAAAAGAACUUCUAAAGAAUCUUCAGCAUCAGAUUCAAACGAAAGUGCAAGUAUUCCAACUGUUAAAGCUAAAACACCCGGGGUAUCGUUGGGAAAUAGGCCUCAAGUCAGUCUUCAGGAAAGCGAAACAUCGGCGUUUUCUACACCGGCGCCGUCGAACGAGCAACACUCAAGUCAGGUGCAGGUGAAGAUCGCCUCAUCAGAGGAAUCGGAUGAGGACGAGAAUUUGGCUCCGGCGCAAGGGGUGAGCGUACAAAGACACCAGCUGCUCUCUAAUUUGCUUGACAAGCUUGAGGACCUGCGAGGACGUGAGCCUGACCACUUGGAGGUGCAGGCGCUGAAGCAGCAAGUUAGUGACAUCAAAAAGAGUUUGCAGUCACAGCUGCAAGAGGGCGAGGGUUUAGAACAAACUACUGAUGCCCAAAAAAUGCAGCAAGAGGGAACACCGACCAUCACUGUGGAGGCCGCCGACGACGGAGGCGCAGCCACUGCGAUCGCUACUCCGCGGACUGCGGAAGAGACCUCUGAGUACGAGCAGCUCCGCUUCGACCGGACCGUGCGACGGCUGCUGGCAGAGGGGCAGGCUGGCAGCUACGAAAAGGCCGAGCUCGCCGCCCAGCUCCUGACUUUCAGCUUCGAUGAGGAAGACUCCAUAGCCGCUGCCCAGGAAUGCUCCUCCAUAUAUGGCGCACUACACUUCCUACAGCAGGAGUGCGAGCUCUGCGCUGAGAAGUAUCCUAUGAGGAAGAUGGUCUCGAUGCUAUACUGCACACAUCGCUGCUGUAUGGACUGCGCCAAGACGUACUUUACCUACCAAAUAAAAACCAAGAAUAUCCGCGAGCUACGAUGUCCGUUUUGCAACGAGCCCAACCUGGAUACGGUCGAGGAGUCGGCGACCGAGUACUUCAACCACCUCGACAUCCUCCUAAAAAGCAUCGUGGACGCUGACACUCACGAGCUCUUCCAGCGCAAACUGCGCGACUUGUCACUCAUGAGUGACCCAAACUUCAGAUGGUGCAAUAAGUGCUCCUCUGGGUUCAUCGCAAACCCUAGAGCGCGGAAGCUGAUUUGUCCGGACUGCCGCGACGUGACGUGCGCCCACUGCCGCCUGCCGUGGGAAGAGCAACACGAGGGCAUCAGCUGCGACGCCUUCGCCAAAUGGAAGCAUGAGAACGACCCUGAGGCGCAGGCCCAAGGCGUUGCUAAGCACCUCGCUGAGAACGGCAUCACCUGCCCCAAGUGCAGGUUCCAGUACAGCCUCGCCAAGGGCGGCUGCAUGCACUUCACCUGCUCUGAGUGCAAGUACGAGUUCUGCUCGGGCUGUGGCCAGCCCUUCAGGCAGGGUGCGAGGUGCCCAGUUGGACCCUACUGCGAGCGCCUGGGCCUACACGCCCACCACCCCCGCAACUGCCUCUUCUACCUGCGGGAUAAGGAGCCUCCGCAGCUGCAGCAGCUGCUUAAGGAGAAUAAUAUUCCGUUUGACACGGAGCCUCGCGAUGAUGACACGCACGGCGGCGCGGACACACAACGCAGGCAGUGUCAGGUUCCGGAGCAAAAAGAAACCCCGGACGGUCUCGUGGAUGACAUUUGUGGGCGAUCCGUACUUCAAGGAAACGCAGGACUCUGCAGACUGCACUACGUCGAGUAUCUGGUCGAGAAGAUCAAUUCGCACCACCUCGACCCGGUGAUCAUCUUCGACGAGGCGGACCUGCGCGUCUGCCUCCGCCGCAACGGAAAGGCCGUACCCGUCCGCCGCUGGGAGUCCGAGAAGCUCUACAGGGAUAAGCUCAUUAAGCUCAUCAAGGAACAGCUGCCGCUGUCGUGAAGGUCGACCGCUACUGCAGAAAUCAGCCUACCGUCCGAAUGUAUGCAAAUUAUAAUAAAUUAUAGCUAAAUAUCAAAUCAAAACAAUCGCGAUCGUUAUUAAAUGAAACUAAUUAAACGAUUUGUAAAUUGAAUCUUGGCUUGGGUUAAAGUCACUAAAUUAUUUUUCGAAAGAAAAACUCAUAAACUUGGGACCGCAAUGAGAACAAUGUUAUCUUUAGUCCAUUAUAAUAUUCAUAUGAAAAUUGGUUAUCAAGCAGUAAAAGAUAAUUCUAAAUUUCAUGAGUCCCCACCGAAAUAUCUGCCUUUUAAAUAUUUUCUGGAAUAUUUAGGAAGUCACAAAUUGAUUGGCUUCUUUUAAUGCCAUUUUCACAGUAAAUCAUUUCACGAGGAUUAACAAUUCAAAGUUGUAAGUUCACCUCAUCGCGUAUUUUUUAAUUUUGGAGGUGUCGAAUUCAAGAUUUAAAAUAUGCAGGGAAAGUAUUUCGGUAGCGAUGAAUAACUACGAAUAGGUCUCAACUAUUAUUAUCUAAGUAAAGAAUUAUCUACAAGGACAAGAUUGCUCAUGCGUUUCAGGAAAGUCGUUUUUGUAAUGUGUUUUCACGAUAAGCAUAACUUAAACUUAUUUGCAAUGAUUUAAUUAAAGAUCAUUAACAGUCUGAUUAUUUGAACUAAUAUGUCCAUACAUGCUUUCCUGUUCGAAAAAAAUAAAACUGUAAUGUUUCGUAUAAAGAUUCUAUAUAGUAUAAAACUCUGUAACGUCACCAGCACAUUUUCAAUGAAAAUUUAAAUUCCAUCUCCCAUUUGUUUAAUU
Hyalella azteca is the source of this 12117-nucleotide messenger RNA. RefSeq names its product E3 ubiquitin-protein ligase lubel. Bases 799 to 11304 code for a protein of 3501 amino acids. Gene Ontology annotation, biological process: protein linear polyubiquitination. Lineage: Eukaryota; Metazoa; Arthropoda; Malacostraca; Amphipoda; Hyalellidae. The transcript is spliced from 44 exons. Gene Ontology annotation, cellular component: LUBAC complex. The record is from RefSeq and is a predicted model, not a curated record. Gene Ontology annotation, molecular function: K48-linked polyubiquitin modification-dependent protein binding; linear polyubiquitin binding; zinc ion binding.